Molecule: messenger RNA, 466 nt
Organism: Scaptodrosophila lebanonensis
Lineage: Eukaryota; Metazoa; Arthropoda; Insecta; Diptera; Drosophilidae
Gene: Lamtor3
Product: ragulator complex protein LAMTOR3 homolog
Exons: 3
Coding region: 1-375 (124 amino acids)
Biological process (GO): cellular response to amino acid stimulus; positive regulation of TOR signaling
Cellular component (GO): Ragulator complex
Source: RefSeq, a predicted model, not a curated record
AUGUCUGACGACAUUAAUAAAUAUUUCAAUGGCUUACUUCAAAAGGUCAGUGGUCUUUACGUUAUACAGAUAACGGAUCGGGAUGGUGUGCCACUCCUUCAUGUAAGCCAGGAGAAGAAUGUGGACUUUGCAUUGAUGCCGUCUUUUAUACCAACUUUUACAACGGCCUGUGAUCAGGCUGGCAAGCUUGGUUUGGGUCGAAACAAAACUAUAAUCUCAAUGUAUUCCAAUUAUCAGGUGGUGCAAAUGAAUAAACUGCCGUUAAUUUUAACCUUUGUCGGCGCUGAGAAUUGUAACACGGGGCAUAUACUGGCACUGGAACAUCAAGUGGAAGCUUAUUUGGAAAACAUUAAGCUGGCCGUGACCGAAGCGUAGUAGAAAUCUGAAACCGUAGACCUAAGCCAUAUAUUACAAAUGUAUCAUUUUUUUAAAAAUACUAUUCGUUCACACUUUAUUCAAAUCGAAA